Molecule: messenger RNA, 420 nt
Organism: Strongyloides ratti
Lineage: Eukaryota; Metazoa; Nematoda; Chromadorea; Rhabditida; Strongyloididae
Exons: 2
Coding region: 1-420 (139 amino acids)
Biological process (GO): protein localization to ciliary transition zone; non-motile cilium assembly
Cellular component (GO): MKS complex
Source: RefSeq, a predicted model, not a curated record
AUGUCUUCUAUUAAUUUUAUUCCUAGUCUAUUCCUAAUAAUAACGGCACAUACAUGCAUGGUGGUAACAUUGUUUUGGAAUAGAAACUACUAUGUUAAAAAUUCUAUGGCACCUAAUUCAGAAAUGGAUGUAGAUUUAUUUUAUGAUUUGGAUACAUCUCUCUCAAUAAAUCUAUCAUUAUCAUCAAUAUUUUUGUUAUUUGAAUUAAUAUUACUUUUUAGAAAAGUAUAUUCAACACCAAUUAACAUUUUUUUGUUAUUUAAUCAUACAUUUGGAAUAAUAAUUCUUUUAAAAUUCAUUCUCCAUUAUCAUCCAGUGCACCAUUUUUGGAUUCAUUUUGCGUUAUUUUCUGUACCUACAAUUUCAAUACCUGUUGUACAAUUAUUUAGAGAUUUAUCUAUGAAGAAAUCCUGCUAUUAA